AUGCGAGGACGUGGAAAGAAUAGAAGGCCCCUCAUCUCUGCACCCAUAGGCCCGGUCAAAAACUCACGAGGUGCCGAUCUUAUCCGAAGCGAGAGGCUUAUUAUUGUCGAUGCCAUCAAGGACUGUGAAACAGACAGCUACAGCUCCAUUCCCGAAUGCCGUCUUCCGUUACCUAUCCAAACACCAAGGCACAUAUCAGCUGAAUUCCACAGUGACGGCCAAUUAGAAAACAGUCCGAGCGUUGCAAGCUCUGAUAUCGCGGUCACGCCAACCAUCAAGAUCUGCUCCAAUCUAAAGCCGCCAAAGAAGUCGCGCAAAAGUUUGUUAUCAGCCUCAUCUAUACCGAAGCCAUCUUUUAGAACAGUGCCAACAGCUACACUGGUACAGGACGAGAAUAUUCCUCCUGCGCCAGAUGGCUUUCUCCAUCCAGAUCCACCAAAUCAGCGACUGGCGAGCAAACUGCCCAAAUCUCGAACUAUGAGUGCCCUUCAUGACUUGAAGGCAUCCAUCUCCCGACCUUCGCUGGCUGUUCGCUCUAUCAACACCUCAGCUUUCACCGGUUCCUCUUCCAAAUCUUCUCCAUCUUCUACUAGAACCGACGCGACACUCUGCAACCCUUCAAAAUUGAAUCUUGUGCAACCGUCCACAACGUCGCUGGCUAACUCGGUUCAGUCAUAUUCUCCCGGGACUCCAUUCAUGCGAAUUAGCAUCGCGCAAUCUUCUGCUUACUGGUCUGGCCGAUUCGUGGCUCUCCAUGAUAAAUAUUUGUCAGAAGACCUUGCCAAAGAUGCAAUUGAAUCUCGCCUAUCGUUGACCAACUCCUUUUCCGCGAGACCCAAAACGCCAUACAGUAGCCUACAUCAGCGAGCAUCUCAUCUCCCCAAUUCAACUACCACUUCCGCCUUGAGAAGCUUCAUGACAUCGUCCAAUGUCUCGCCCGAAAAUGAAGAGGACACGCGAUGUCGCCGUGUAUUUGACCACCUCGAUAGUCUUUGCACCACAGAUGAAGCGAGGCGCUCUUUGCACAUCUGGCAGCAAGCUUAUGCUCGUCGACAUGGUCGCCCCUCGCUGCUCCCCGAGGGCGGCACUAUGGAAGAAAAGGGCCUAAUAGCAAAGAUAUUCCGCAGCUCGGGUGCCAAAAAAGGCGAAAGGCACAGCUUGACAAAACUGCGCUACGGCUCUUAUAACCACGAUAACAAGUCCAAGAGCUUUCUCUCGGGAAGCAUUUCUAGCGCGUCUCGGGAAAAGCGUCUCACCUUGUCGUAA
Molecule: messenger RNA, 1266 nt
Organism: Trichoderma atroviride IMI 206040
Lineage: Eukaryota; Fungi; Ascomycota; Sordariomycetes; Hypocreales; Hypocreaceae
Source: RefSeq, a predicted model, not a curated record